CAAAGUACAAAUCUCUUAAAAUACAAAAACACAACUUUACCAAAAUAAUAGAAAAGAUGCACUGAGCCGCCAAAAUGUCAAGUACCAAACAAAAUAUUACGUUUAAAAAAUCAACCAAUCGCGUCAUCUUCGCGUUCGGAUUAUCUAUAAUGGCGUUUUACAUUACGAAGUCAAUGUUAUCAAAAUUUAAUAAGGAAUCAUAUCAACCUUAUUCAUUUGGCGAAGAAGAGAGAAGCAGCAGCAGUAGUGAUCUAUGGCAGCAGUUUGACGGGAAAAAAUCUCUACAAUUAUCAAAAGAAAUGAUAUGCAGGGUAUGUGCAAGAAACGGUUGUACUCCAUUAACUGAAAAGUUAAACAGUUAUGAUAUUAUUAGUGCCAUUCGGAGCAUUGCCAAUAUAACGAUUGAUUUAGAUGAUUCUUUGCCUAAGUAUAUAUGUACUGAAUGCUUAGAUAUGUUAAAAGUUGCCUUAAAUUUCAAAACUAACUGUGAAACAGCUGAUAAAAAGUUUAGGAAAUUAUUGAACCCCAUGGGUAACCCAGCUUUCUAUUCAUAUCCGUAUUCCAAGAAUGAUUUUCAAUUAAUUUUACAUAAGAUGAAAACUAAACAGCUGAAGAUUGCACAGGAAAAAGAGAAGCUUCGUAUGAAGAGGGAAAAAUCAAUAAACAAAAAAAUGCCCAAAGUCAAACAAUUCAAAUGUUCCCCCUGUGAUGUGGUUUUCUCUACAAAAGAAAAAUUGAUGGUUCAUCGUCGCGAGAGACAGUGUAUGAGACGUGCAUGUGACGUGUGCGGCCAGCUUGUUCUCAGUAUAUCGCAUCACAUGCGUCAGAUACACAAACAGACGGUGCCUCAUAAGUGUCCGACUUGCAACAAAGAGUUUUCAAUAUUGGCAAGACUCAAAAAUCACAUGAUGAUCCACACAAACACAUUCAAUUUCUUCUGUGAUUUGUGUCCGUACAAAUGCAAAUACAAGUAUUAUCUGGUGCUGCAUAUGCGCACCCACACCGGCGAGAAACCUUACAAGUGUACACAGUGCAGCGCUACUUUCGUAAAUCCUUCGAAUCUCAACAAACAUAAAUUAACACAUCAAGAAAAGCAGUAUAAGUGCAAAAUGUGCGAGAAAGCUUUCCGUACUAAUUCCGCGCUGAGGCAACACCGCGAGGCGGCCCAUCUCAACAUCAAGCACCCUUGCAAUCUGUGCGGAAGGGACUUCUGUUACAAGUCGGAUUUGCGCAAACACGAGAUACGCAGCCACAACCGCGCGAAGCGGGACUACGUGGGCGGCGAGCCCGCCUACAAGCAGUGGGAGCGCAUGCAGAAGGACGACCCCGCUGACGUCACCAAGUGGCGCUCCGACGACGCCUCCCUCGUCCAAGGGGCCUACAUCGAACCGCCCAAGCAGUUUGUACAUACGAACAACGGAAUGUACUUCUCGGACGUGUCCGGCCUGAUACAACACCAGCCUCAAAUGGUUCAACAACAAACUGUGGAAAUAAUACUGCCCGAACUUAAUUUGAAAAAGGACGAAGUGACUAUAUAUGAAACCGAUCAAGGAAUAGGGUAUUUUUAAAGUGAAAUAUUAUGUUAUAAUUAAAGACUUGAUGAAGGUGCACCAAUUAUUUACGAAGAUGGCUUAUAAAUGUAUUCGUUUACUCAAAUGUAACAAAUAAACAUGAACGCUUUAUACAAUAAAUAUUUAUGUUAAAA
Messenger RNA from Bombyx mori (domestic silkworm), 1705 nucleotides. RefSeq names its product zinc finger protein 583. Gene Ontology annotation, biological process: regulation of DNA-templated transcription. Gene Ontology annotation, molecular function: DNA-binding transcription factor activity, RNA polymerase II-specific; zinc ion binding; RNA polymerase II cis-regulatory region sequence-specific DNA binding. Gene Ontology annotation, cellular component: nucleus. The record is from RefSeq and is a predicted model, not a curated record. NCBI's taxonomy places the organism in Eukaryota, Metazoa, Arthropoda, Insecta, Lepidoptera, Bombycidae. The transcript is spliced from 11 exons. Bases 75 to 1568 code for a protein of 497 amino acids.